Telopea speciosissima is the source of this 1635-nucleotide messenger RNA. RefSeq names its product putative polyol transporter 1. The record is from RefSeq and is a predicted model, not a curated record. The transcript is spliced from 4 exons. Gene Ontology annotation, molecular function: carbohydrate transmembrane transporter activity. Gene Ontology annotation, cellular component: membrane. Gene Ontology annotation, biological process: transmembrane transport. Bases 1 to 1593 code for a protein of 530 amino acids. NCBI's taxonomy places the organism in Eukaryota, Viridiplantae, Streptophyta, Magnoliopsida, Proteales, Proteaceae.
AUGGCAGGAGCAAAAGCGGGUAAGAAUGCAACUAAUGGGGCACCGGAGAAUCCAGUACCAGCUUUUGAGUUGCCGGAAAAACGCCGUACUAAGAAGUAUGCUCUCUGCUGUGCCACCCUAGCUUCCAUGUGUUCAGUUUUAUUGGGUUAUGAUAUUGGAGUAAUGACGGGAGCUGCACUUUACAUCAAAGAAGACCUCAACAUAAGUGAUACACAAAUAGAACUCCUAAUUGGAACCCUAAGCCUCUACUCUCUUAUUGGAUCAGCGGCAGCUGGAAGGACAUCUGAUUGGAUCGGACGUCGCUACACCAUAGUCUUUGCGGCUGUAAUCUUCUUCGUAGGAGCCCUCCUGAUGGGUUUCGCCCUAAAUUAUGCCUUCCUCAUGGUAGGCCGUUUCGUGGCUGGAAUCGGCGUUGGCUACGCUCUCAUGAUCGCUCCUGUCUACACGGCAGAGGUGUCACCCGCUUCGUGCCGUGGCUUCUUAACUUCUUUCCCCGAAGUCUUCAUCAACGUUGGAAUCUUGCUGGGCUACGUCUCUAACUUCGCCUUCUCUAGGCUUCCACUUCAUUUGGGCUGGCGUCUAAUGCUCGGAAUCGGAGCGAUUCCGUCGGUGUUUUUGGGAGUUUGUGUACUCACCAUGCCCGAGUCACCGCGUUGGCUUGUCAUGCAGGGUCGACUCGGCGAUGCCAAACGGGUUCUCGACAAGACCUCCGAUUCCUUAGAGGAGGCCCGGCUGCGACUCGCUGACAUCAAGGAAGCAGCAAGGAUUCCGGCGGAAUGCACCGAUGAUAUCGUGGCUGUACCGAAACAGAGCCACGGCGAAGGUGUUUGGAGAGAGAUCUUCCUCCACCCCACACCGGCCGUGCGACGUGUCGUGGUCGCUGCCGUCGGUAUUCAUUUCUUCCAACCAGCCACGGGGAAUGGUGCCGUAGUGUUGUACAGCCCACGGAUCUUUGAGAAGGCCGGGAUCACUAGUAAGAACAAGAAGCUUUUAGCAACCGUGGCCGUCGGAUUCGUGAAGACUAUCUUCAUCUUGAUAUCCACCUUCUUCGUAGACAAGGUUGGACGGCGAGUUCUGCUUUUGAGCAGCGUGGGAGGGAUGAUUAUCUCAUUGGCUUGUAUCGGGUUCGGGUUAACGAUGGUGGAAACCCACCCGGAUGAGAAGAUGGUGUGGGCCAUGGUUCUGUGUGUAACGAUGGUGUUGGCCUACGUGGCGUUCUACGCCAUUGGAAUGGGACCUGUCACGUGGGUUUACUGCUCGGAGAUAUUCCCGUUGAGGCUAAGGGCGCAGGGGUCGAGCAUUGCCGUGGCUGUGAAUCUUGUCACGGCCGGGGUGACAAACAUGACCUUCAUAUCUCUGUACAAAGCCAUCACCAUCGGUGGUAGCUUCUUCUUGUUUGCCGGAAUAUCAACAAUGGCAUGGGCAUUCUUCUUUACAUUCCUGCCGGAGACGCGAGGGAAAACCCUGGAAGAGAUGGAGGGUCUUUUUGGCAAGUUCAACUGGAGGGCCUCCUUCAAAAACAAAGGCAACAGCAAGGGCAAACAAGCCACUGCCACCACUAUUGGUGACGUUCAGUUUGUCACUAGUGGAUAAGUGUCGCAAUAUAAUCAUGAUAAUACUUGGGAACCAAAAACA